AUGAACACCAUAAUUUCCCCCCAGUGGCCACACCACCAUUCCUCUAACUCACAUCCGCCACCGAGUAUGAAGCGUUUCUCGUUGAACCCUUUUUCUCGCCGCUCGGCAUCUUCAGCCCAGGGUAACGCCAAUAAUGGCGCCCUCAGUCACGACAGCUCGAACGCGCUGAGCCGCGCCCUCAGCAAGAGCAGCACCCGCAAGAGCCAACAGCCCGAAGAGCAGCGCAGUGCCCGGAGCCCGAUGCUGAACCCCUCGCCGGCAACACGCCGCCCGAGAGCACAGUCUCCCCCGCCAGCAUACUCGCCAACCGCAGACUCGCCCUCUGGGUCAAGUUCAGGUGCCUCCCCCGUCUAUGAACGUUCCCAGUCGGGGGCUCACCCUGCGAUAUCAGUCCAACAAGCCUCGACAGAAGAGGACCCCUACGCCUUCCUGUCGAGUUUCGACACCGUGUUCCUAGUCGAUGACUCGGGAAGCAUGGCCGGAAGAUCGUGGCGCGAGACACAGCAGGCCCUCAGCGCUCUGUUGCCUAUCAUCUUCUCACACGACGCAGACGGCCCUGACAUCUACUUCAUGAACCACAAGUCCAAGGAUUCCGGAGACUCUGCCGAGCCGUGGAAGGCCGGCACGGGUUACCGCAACGUGACCAGAAGCCAGGGAACCAGCCCGGCAGGGGAGCAGCUCACCGUCGAGGAGAUGUUCAGAACUGUUCACCCGCGGAUGGGCACGCCGACCGGCACGCGCCUCAACUUCAUUAUCCGCCGCUACAUACGUCACUACGAGCAGAAGUUCCGCGAGACGGGCGACGACACCUGCCUCAAGCCCCUCAACAUCAUCGUCAUCACCGACGGCGUGCCGAGCGACGACGUCGAGAGCGUCGUGAUCCAGGCCGCCAAGAAGCUGGACGCCCUCGACGCGCCCCCUUACCAGAUCGGCAUCCAGUUCUUCCAGGUCGGCAACGAAAGCGGCGCGGCCGACGCGCUGCGCCGCCUGGACGACGACCUGAGCGACCAGGUCGCAGGAGGCGUUCGGGACAUUGUGGACACUGUCUCCUUCGACGUCGGUGCCGAUGGUAACACCCCGGCCCUCACGGGCGACGGUAUCAUGAAGGCGGUGCUCGGCUCGGUGGUCAAACGCCUGGACCGCAAGACCUCGGCACUGAGGGAAACGUCGGCCAGGGGACAGGGACGGGCAUAA
This is a messenger RNA of Neoarthrinium moseri, 1194 nucleotides long. RefSeq lists its product as uncharacterized. The coding region runs from base 1 to 1194 and encodes 397 amino acids. NCBI's taxonomy places the organism in Eukaryota, Fungi, Ascomycota, Sordariomycetes, Amphisphaeriales, Apiosporaceae. The record is from RefSeq and is a predicted model, not a curated record. The transcript has a single exon.